Molecule: messenger RNA, 3629 nt
Organism: Xiphophorus hellerii (green swordtail)
Lineage: Eukaryota; Metazoa; Chordata; Actinopteri; Cyprinodontiformes; Poeciliidae
Gene: lancl1
Product: LanC antibiotic synthetase component C-like 1 (bacterial)
Exons: 9
Coding region: 308-1528 (406 amino acids)
Biological process (GO): carbohydrate metabolic process; peptide modification
Cellular component (GO): plasma membrane
Source: RefSeq, a predicted model, not a curated record
UAGCAUCUCAGGAGCUACAGCACAACACAGAGAGGCUGCACGGCAACACUGCAGCAUUGGGAGAGAGGUGGCUUGUCAUGUGAAUAAAUUCUAUACUUUUUUUCUUUUUAUUUACAUUUAAUAGUAGAGUAUUGGCUCAUUUUAUUACACUCUGACAGUAUUUCCUGCGCCGCUUGACGCUAACGGCUAGCAUUAUCUCCGUGGCUAAGCUAAGUAGCAGCAGCUUCGCUAGCAUGGACGGUGUGGGCGUGUAGCUCUGCGCAGAAACCAGAUAUAAACGCUUCCGGCUGUUGAAUAGAUAGUGAAAAUGGACACACGAGCUCUGAAGAAUCCUUAUCAUGACUAUGAUGGGAACCCAGCGUCCACGCAGGCGCUGUUUGACUCUGAGGGAAAGCUCACUCCGGCGUUUGCCCAGAGGCUGAGCAGCAAUGUCAGCGAGCUGCUGGCUGUCAUGGAGAAUGGACUUAAGUCUGCUGAUCCCAGAGACUGCACCGCUUACACAGGCUGGGCAGGCAUCGCUUUGCUCUACCUGCACCUCCACAGCGUCUUCAAAGAGGCCGUCUUCCUGCAGAGGGCGCUGGACUAUGUCACCCGCAGCCUGAAGAACCUGACCCGUCGCCAUGACGUCACCUUCCUGUGUGGAGACACCGGGCCGCUGGCCGUAGCUGCCGUGGUCUAUACACGCCUGCAGAGGGCGCAAGAGGCAGAGGACUGCAUCAGCAGGCUGCUGCAGUACCAGCAGGCGGUUCUGAGCGGGUCCAGUGGGCUGCCGGACGAGCUGCUGUACGGCCGGAUGGGCUUCCUCUCCUCCCUGGUGUUCCUGAACCAGCAGCUGGGUCCGGACCGGGUCCCGCUGCACUGGAUCCAGCAGGUCAGCGAGGCGGUUCUGGCGUCGGGCCUGCAGCUCAGCAGAAAGCUCCGCCUCCAGAACCAGAGCCCGCUGAUGUACGAGUGGUACCAGGAGCAGUACGUGGGCGCUGCCCACGGCCUCGCCGGCAUCUACUACUUCCUCCUGCAGCCGGGCUUCGUCUCGUCAGAGGAGCAGGUCCUGCGGCUGGUGCAGCCCAGCGUGGAGCACGUCUGCCGCCUGCGCUUCCCGUCUGGGAACUACCCGCCCUGCGUCGGGGAUGACCGGGACCAGCUGGUGCACUGGUGCCACGGCGCCCCUGGGGUCUUCUACAUGCUGCUGCAGGCCUACAAGGUGCUGGGGAACCCGCGGUACUUGGAGGAGGCGCUGCAUUGCGGGGAGGUGGUGUGGCGCUGGGGGCUUCUAAAGAAAGGCUACGGCCUCUGCCACGGCGCCGCCGGCAACGCCUACACCUUCCUGGGCCUCUACCGGCUGACGUGGGACCCCAAACACCUCUACAGGGCCUGCAUGUUUGCAGAUUGGUGCAUGAACUAUGGUCGCCACGGCUGCCGGACACCAGACACCCCCUUCUCUCUGUUCGAAGGCAUGGCGGGCACCAUCUACUUCCUGGCAGACCUUCUGCAGCCAAUGAAGGCCAGGUUUCCAGCUUUUGAGGUCUAACCCCCCCCACUCCCCUCUCCUGUGCAGAUACAAGGCCUGCUGUCGUACGCAUGCAGACGCAUCUUUAGUCCCUCAACACAAUGUGGCGCUACGCAGACCAUUCUUGUUUGUUUUCAGUUACCAGAACGCAAAAAGGGGAAAAAAAAAAAUGUUUCCAAAUGUUCUAAAGUCUUGAAGUUGUAUAUUUUUGUUUUCCCAAAUUGUAAUAACACUUUAAAGGCUCGUAAAGCAGCAAAGUUUCCUGUAGUUGCAAUAUCAGCGAGGAGAGUCCACCAGGUGGCAGCAGAGAGUCAUUAGGGGAACGCGUUAGAGUUGACACCUGGUCUCAACAUUAGGGGUUUAUUUCACAGACAGAUCAGCUUAAUAAACCAGGAAUGUGUCAGAUUUAAAAUUAAAGCUCAUAAGGGGAAAAUUAAGUAUGAUCCAAACAACCUAGGAGCUUUUUAAUCCGCUUUGAUUGGAUAUUUGUUUCAAAAAGUUGAGUUUGUUCUCCAGAAACCCGUCUGUUUUGUGCCAUCCGCCGUGCAGCAGAGGUUGUAGAAACCCAACACGUCCUGCAGGACAGCAGGUAAAAAUAGAGCUCAUCUGUGGCCCCGCAGGACGCGCCUGCUGCUCCUACCAAUGUCCUCCAACACUCGUCUUCCUGCUGGACCCCGACCGCUCCGUUACAGUGUCAGGAAAUAUUUGUAAAUAUGAACUGAGGUGAAAUGUGUCUGAUUCCAUGUGGUCGAAAGAAUCAAUAAAGUUUGCAACAUUAACAUUAAAUAUUCAUGCAGAUUCUGGUUUACAGUAGACGCUAAGUAAAUCCUUUAUCUGAAAAUAAGGGUUUUUCUGUGUGGAUAACUAUGAUCGCUGAUUGUCCAUCAAACAUUUAGUUGUUGUAGAUCAGACCCAGGGAACCAAUAAAUGUUAGUUUAUUCUUAAAUUUUCACCCAAAAAAAUCAACUAUUAUUACAGAGAUUGGAUAUUAAAACACGAAGGCUCAUGCUGUUUUGGGCAAAGCCAUAGAAAACAUGGAGAAUACUGAGACCUCUCAGUCAACAGGAUGUUAAAAUCUCCAUUCAGUCAGACUUUCUCAUAAAAUCUAAACCUGUUCAUAGAACUGAUAUCAACUUAUCAGUUGCUCAGAUGAGGUUCAGAAUAGUUUGGGCUUCCCUAAGUUAAAGAACAUAAUCUCCAGAUACCCUAAGACACGUUAUGGCCGUCCUCCUGAAGGGGUUAACCACAGGGGAGUCUCCUGGUGUCUCUGGAGGAGCUGCAGGAACCAACAGCCCAGGUGGGAAGAACUUAUUUCACUCUAGAAAUCUUUUGAAGUUUGCAACAAAUCAACACACAGAGGCAGCAGCAUUAUGCCGUGGUUUAUCUUAAAAGAACUAAAAAAGCUGUCUGUCUCAAGAAAACAGAGUUAGAGACUGCUUACAGUUUCCAGCCUGUGGUUCUUUGGACCAUCCAGAAUGGUUCUCAAUUUAAAAUGAUGAUGAUUGAACUAAUGUUUAAAAUAUGACUGUAACAAAUGCUGUUUUUUUCUUGCUUUCUUUCAUGUGAUGAAUUAAUUUACCAAGACACUAAAACUACUAGUGAUAUUGUUUUAGAUUUAUUUUACUAUCAAUAAAUUGGAAACUGUGCUCUAUUUAAUUGUCCAUAAAUUUCAACAUCCCAUUUUCUUCAAGUUUUUUUUAUGUCUUAAAACUUAAAACACAUAUAGAAAAUGGGGUUCUGUAAAAAUGACACAUUUUCUAAAAUAUUUAUCAAAAGUUGUCUUUUUUUUUUUUUUUUUUCUCAAGGGUCAUUUAACAUUCAUGUCAUGUAAGCAAGUCUGAAUAAGCCAGACUGAGAAAAAACAAAUCUGGAUUUUAGGUUUGUAAAGGUUGGACACCCCUGGCCUAGUCAAAGUCCAGGUAAGAAUCUGUAACUAGAUUUGAAAAGCAAUGAUUAGUAUCUCUGAGUGCAAGUAUUGUAAAUUAUUAUUGUUCUCCCGCAGAGCCCAUUUAGGCAUGGGAAGGUCAAAGGUCAUUUCAGUGUCGUAGAACAUCGAUGUUCCCUCUGGACAUCAUGUUCUCUGGCUGUUUAUUAAAACCUAAAUAAAAUGUGUUGUUCUCUG